AUGCUCGUCAUCCCCCAUCCCGACGAUGCCGAAGGCGGCGUUGGCGGCACCGUCGCCAAGUGGGUCGCAGAAGGCACUGAAGUCGUCUUCGUCCUCUGCACCAACGGCGACAAGGGCACGAGCGAUCCCGAAAUGACCACCGAAAAGCUCGGUGCCAUCCGAGAGAAGGAGCAGGCAGCGGCAGCGGAAUGCCUGGGCGUCAAGGAGGUCAUCUACCUGAGGUAUGGUGACGGCGAACUUGACGACACCGCUAAGUUCCGUGGCGAGCUUGUCAGAGCCAUCCGUAAGCACAGGCCCGACGUCGUCUUCUGCACAGACCCCUUCCGCCAGACCUUCUACCUCCACCGAGACCACCGGAUAUCCGGGCAGGUCACGCUCGACGCCGUCUUCCCCUACGCUCGCGACUUCCUGCACUACAACGAGCAUAUUCAGGAAGGCUUGGAGACACACAAGGUUGGCGACAUUCUCAUGUGGGGCACCGAGCACCCCGACACCUUCAUAGACAUCACCGACACCAUUGACAACAAGAUAAACGCACUGAAGAAGCACGCAAGUCAGGUCGCGGGCUCCGGCAGAGACGUUGAUCGCUUCGUCAAGGUCAACGCCCAGAAUCAGGGCCAGAUGGCAAACAUGCCCUACGCCGAGGGCUUCAAGCGCAUCCGGUUCCGCACCUAG
Messenger RNA from Geodia barretti, 675 nucleotides. The record is from the annotation of a GenBank genome assembly. NCBI's taxonomy places the organism in Eukaryota, Metazoa, Porifera, Demospongiae, Tetractinellida, Geodiidae.